CAUCAAUGUCGAGCGACAGCAAUGCACAGAGGACGGAGCCCCAAGCAGUUGCCAUGGCGGCGGCGGCCCAGCCCCUCCCUCCUCAGCCAAGCGCAGGCUCAUCCCUCGCUCGCUACGAUCUCAUCUGCAUCUUGAUUUGCAACGACGCCUUCUUGCGCACUGCCCGACUCUCAACCCUGGUCAAGCUUCCUCAGCUUGCUCGUCAGCACAGAGACAUUCUCUCCCUCGUUUCCGCCGAUGCAUGGAUCGACCGGCUCUAUGACCAACUCGGCCUCACCGACAGCUUCUUCGAGGACCUCGACGAGCCCGUCGACCGUAGGGCCGUCCUGGAGGGCUUGUGCUCCUUCCUCACUCGCAACAAUGGCUUUCCCAGCAGCUUCGAGGCCUACCAGAAGGAGCUUCCGCUUUGGUGGAUCCUCCACCACAACAGCGACAUGGUGCCGCCCGUCUGGGACUACCUGAAUCCGAUUAUCGAAGCAUCGGACAUGCCCUGUAUCGCUUGCGCUGGUCCCAAGACGCUCGAGGCUGUCCGGUGGCUGGACCCGCAAGAGCAAUUUCGGCUCGUCGAUAGCGCACAAAUCAUUCGCAGACACCACUGCCCCGAUUGCGCUGCCGUCAUUCGCAACUGGGAUAGGCGGGCGAUCUACGCCAUCGUCAGGCCUGACGAGCACCCCUUUCAUACCCGCGAGCAGUGGGUCCGGCUGCUGCCGCAUGAACUCGACAUCCUUGGCGAUCCGGAUUUCUACGAGCUCCACCUCGUCAACUGCUCCCUUUCGUCUCUCUCCGGCUGGCCCGAAGAGCUCGAGCACAUUUCCCACCUCCGGAUCGAUGGAGAGCCUGCGGCGGAUCGAGUCGAGGAUCCCACAGGAAUGCGCCGUGUGUCUGGCGAGACUGAGCCUGUAUCGUCAGCAACAUGUGGCAGCUCCAAGCACUUCCCACGCUGCCUCGCCCGCCUGAGGUCACUCGAUGUGAGCCACUGCACCCGGCUUGCGUCCCUGGCAGAAUUGCAUCCGCUUCCUUAUUUGAACAAGCUUCGACUCCCGUUCUCUGUUCUUUCGCUGGAGGGAUUGCUCACGCAGCUGGAUGCACUCGAGGAGCUCGACAUGUGGGAAUGCAGCAGCCUGAAAUCACUCCUGGGCCUUGUAUCCAUGCCCAAGCUGAAGGUGCUCAGGUUACCACGAUCGGGUCGGUACUUGGAUGAUAUGUCAGAUUGGAGCGCCUGGCUCCACCACCAUCAACAGUCGCAGCCGUCUGCCGAACCGGAUGAAGCCCUGGCAACACCCUGGCCGUCUCUGACCGAGCUGUGGGUGCAGUAUCCUCCUGGGGGUCUCGGGCCGCUCUCGACCAUGCUUGAGUCAAUCCAGUCUCUGCAUCUGUUCAUGAGCGGACAGUCGAACGUGUUCGCAACUCUCCCGCCAAUGCUACGCCUGACCAGCCUUUGGCUCCAUGGAUCGAUGGACACACUGGCCCAAAUCGACGGAUACCCGGAUUCGCUUCAGCUGCUUUGUCUCGAUCAGGACUGCAUGGUCAGUUCGCUGGCGGGAAUGCCUGAAAUGCCCAAACUGGAGACGCUUGUUCUCCCGUCAUGCAUCAGCACCAUGAUCGCCAUGGCACCUCGUCUGGAGUCGCUGGUUCGGCUGAACCUGUUGGCCUGCACUGCACUACGUUCGCUUGAGGGAUUCCCAUGCUCGCCCAAGCUGGAGGAGCUGUACCUUCCGCCUUCGCUCGAAACCCUGGAAGGCAUGCCCCCAACGCUCCCGGCCAUCAAGAGCCUGAGUCUAUCGGUAUGCAUAAGACUGCGGGAUCUCAAAAACGUACCUGCAAUGCCAAUGCUUCUCAAUCUGACUCUACCGGAAUCUCUGAGGUCGUUACAGGGGAUGCCAAGGACCCUGGAGUCCCUCACGACGCUUGGAGUCAGUCGCUGUCGCCGUCUAAAGUCCCUCGAGGGUCUCUCCAACUUGCCCAGCGUCCGGCGGCUUGAGCUCCCCCCAGGACUCGAGGCCCUGAGUAUCGCAUCGGUGUCGCUCGACUCGGUCGUCGAGCUUUCCGUAGCCAGUUGCUUGCUCCUCAAGACUCUCGGUGGAUUCCCACAAGCGCCGCGCCUGGAGCUGCUUGUUCCUGCGCGCACACUCACCACACUCGAGGGCCUGCCGACGGUGAUGGGGUGUCUAAAGAGGCUUGAUCUCUCGGGAUGCACCGAACUCGCUUGUUUGAAAGGAUUCCCACAUGCCCCGAGGCUGGAGACACUGAUCCUCGACAAAUCGCUCGGAAGUCUGCAAGGGCUCCCGCCAGCCCUUCCGGCCUUGACGCUGCUCCGAUUCCAAGGAGCAACCGCAUCGUGCGCCAAUCCCAACUUGCUGUCCGAUUUGCAGCACAUGGCUCUGCCCUUGCUCAGGGAGCUUUGGUUGCCCCCGUCCGUCCAAAACUUUCAGGGGCUUCCUGGGGUCUUGGAAUCGCUUGAAACCUUGGACCUGAGCAUGGCGUGCGCCAGCUUGAGGUCUCUGGUCGGUCUCCCACACAUGCCCAGGCUCACGAUGAUGGUCCUCGCUGGCCAGACCGAACCCAAUCUCGUCGUCCAAGAACUCGCUGCCGCUGUGACCGCAUACAGACCAAACGUGGAGAUCCGAUGGCGACAAUGAAAAUAUACCAAACCAAGUCAAACCGGGAAUGGGGCGGCGGCAAUCGAAGCUAGUCGACCGUAUGCGCUGAUACAGAGGCAAGUGUGCCCGCAAGAUCCAGGCAACGACGAUAGCUGCUCCGAACUAUCCAGGAAGACCGCCAAGUUGCCCGCAGUCUAGAAGACGAUGGAUGCAGUGUGCACAUCGACCGUCGCCCAUGAUGGUCGAUUGUGCUCAUCCAUGGAUGUGCUGCUCAUAGACUGCUUCUCAUCGACGCCCAAGGAUCGGCAACGACGAAUCACCCGAUGCGAAGCGAUAGCGCGGCAUUGAUCGGAGCCGGCUCAAGCGACUAACGACGAAACGAAGC
Polychytrium aggregatum is the source of this 2985-nucleotide messenger RNA. RefSeq lists its product as uncharacterized. The record is from RefSeq and is a predicted model, not a curated record. The coding region runs from base 6 to 2639 and encodes 877 amino acids. Lineage: Eukaryota; Fungi; Chytridiomycota; Chytridiomycetes; Polychytriales. The transcript has a single exon.